This is a messenger RNA of Gavia stellata (red-throated loon), 5172 nucleotides long. RefSeq names its product thromboxane A synthase 1 (gene TBXAS1). Bases 1 to 1608 code for a protein of 535 amino acids. The transcript has 13 exons. Lineage: Eukaryota; Metazoa; Chordata; Aves; Gaviiformes; Gaviidae. The record is from RefSeq and is a predicted model, not a curated record. Gene Ontology annotation, molecular function: steroid hydroxylase activity; iron ion binding; heme binding.
AUGGAGCCUGUAGAUCUCCUGGCAUCUGCCUCCACAGAAAUAAAUAGUACAACAGUCACCCUGGCUUUGCUGACGGUCUUCCUAGUCCUGCUCUAUUGGUACUCCACCUCUGCAUUCUCCAAACUAAGCAAAGUAGGGAUCCGACAUCCUCCACCUCUUCCUUUCAUUGGAAACCUGCUCUUUUUCCGUGAGGGCUUUUGGGAAAACCACACCAAACUCAUAACGGAGUAUGGACCUGUUUGUGGGUACUACAUUGGUCGCCAGAUGUUUGUGGUGGUCUCCAUGCCAGAUGUUAUCAGGCAAAUCUUAGUGACGGACUUCAGUAACUUCACCAACAGAAUUAAGCCGAACUUGAUUUCCAAGCCAAUGCUUGACAGCAUCCUUUGUCUUCGUGAUGACAGAUGGAAGUGUGUCCGGAGUCUCCUGACCCCAGCCUUCAGCGAUACCAAACUGAAAGAGAUGACACCACUAAUAAACCAGGCCUGUGACGUCCUGCUGUGUAACUUGAAAGUCUAUGCAGAUUCUGGCAAAGCUUUUGAUAUCCAGAGGUGUUACAACUGCUUUACCUUGGAUGUUGUUGGUAGCGUAGCUUUUGGUACUGAGGUGGAUUCUCAGAAGAAUCCUGACGACCCCUUUGUUAAGAAUUGCAGAACAUUCUUUGAAAUGUCUUUGUUUAACCCUCUUCUCAUUCUGAUCCUUUCUUUCCCAUUCAUAAUGAUCCCAUUGCUCCGGAUUUUGCCAAACAAGAAACAAAAGGAACUGAAUGGAUUUUUUAUCCAAACCAUAAAAAAUGCAAUUGUUUUCAGAGACCAGCAAGAUGCAGCUGAGAGGCGCAGAGAUUUUCUUCAGUGGAUGCUCGACUCUCGCGACUCAGCUGACUCCCUGGCAACCGGGUGUUUUGAUGUGAUCAGUCCAUCUGCCACUUCCAGACAGAACGAGGUGCCUCUUGCUGGCAGGGCCCCAUCUGAAAAGGUCCAGAAGAUGUUAACGGAGGAUGAAAUAGCAGGCCAAGCUUUCCUGUUCCUGAUUGCUGGGUACGAGACCACCACUAGCACACUGUCCUUUGCCACGUACUUGCUAGCCACCAACCCAGAGUGCCAGGAGAAGGUGCUUCAGGAGGUUGAUGAGUUCUCAGCAAAACAUAUGGUCCCUGAUUACCAAAAUGUAGAACAACUCCCUUAUCUGGACAUGGUGAUUGCAGAGACAUUGCGCAUGUAUCCACCUGCAUUCAGGUUCACUCGGGAAGCAGCUAAAGACUGUGUAGUGCUGGGGCAGCGUAUUCCAGCUGGGGCUGUCAUUGAAACCGCAGUUGGACAUCUCCACCACAACCCUGAGUUCUGGCCAGAGCCUGAGAAGUUCAUUCCUGAGAGGUUUACAGAGGAGGCCAAGAAGGCACGACAUCCCUUUGCAUACCUGCCCUUUGGGGCAGGACCCCGUGGCUGCAUUGGCAUGAAGAUGGGUUUGCUGGAGACAAAAAUUACUCUGCUGAGGAUUUUGCAGAAGUUUCAAUUUAAGACCUGCUCAGAGACUGAGAUUCCUUUGCAGCUAAAAUCAAAAGCCACACUUGCACCAAAAAAUGGAGUCUACAUUAUGCUAGAAUCUCGCUAAAAGAAAAUGUACAUCCUGAAACCUCCUGGGAUGGGAGCCCUUGUUCAGUGAUUCACUGGGUAUAAUUAUUUUUCAAAACCCUGAAGACAGGUAGGAGCCUAAGUCCCACUGACGGUCAGUAGGUGCUGCCUCACUGCCCUCCUGUGGGAGAUCCUCCAGUCACUUCUUAAAAUGAGAUGUGGGCUCCACAGUCAUUUGGUGGUUUUCAAAUUGCUGUGAAUAGUAUCUGUAAAGAAGCAUCCCACUUUCACUUGCUUUUCUACAUUACACUUCCUUUCACUCCUCUUUGAGAAUGCUUUUUUCAUGCUCAAGUUCAAUGAAUGGAGCAGGUGUUAAGUGUACACUAGAUUUACAAUAGAUUUUAAUUACAAUUCAUUAUCUCAUGCAUACUUCUCAUGCACUUCUAAGUCCUUACUCUAGAAAAAGCCCAAGAGGCACCACAGUUAUAACAGAAGACCUGGGAUCCAGUACAUUGGAUUUUAUCCUGAAUUCUGCUAAAAAUCACAGCAGAGUCUCCUGCACAGUGCUUAAUCUCUCCCUGUGUCUGUAAAGCGGAGUUGCACCUUCUUCACGCUUUUGAAGUGAUUUGAAAUAUGCUUAGAUUAACAAUUUGCACUUGACACAUUGCAUCAAUAUGACUGAAGAGGAAUGAAGUUCCCUUCUUUACCAGUUAAAUUCCAGUAGCUAAGACCAAAGAAAUGAGGUGGCAGUCAUUUUGCUGGUUACUGAACUGCUGUUGGAAAGGUGGAGGGAAAGAAGAUACAAAUUUAAUGAAAGGAGGAAUACUGGAGGAAAUUUAGGGGUAUUCAGAAGGUGUUGGUACAACACCUGCUUCACUGCUUUGAGGCCAUUCCUUUCCAAGCAUUGCAUUUGGGACCAUUCUUGUCUAGCUCAUUGACUCAAGGAAAUUAAGAGCGCUGCAUGCACUAAAGCCAAUGGCAAGGGGGUGGGAUCCGGGAUCAUCAGUCCCAGCAGCUCUCUUGAUUCCUUAUGUCACCCCAGAGCAGGUGAUGUCCCAAGUGCCUCACUCCACUCAGGAAGGAACUUGUCUGAUUGCCAGCUGCAGCAGCACCAUGGAUCCAGUCAAGCUGUAUGGCUGUGCACAUGUAUCUUCAUAGCCAAAGCAGCAGUACGCUUUCAUGCUUCGCAUUCCCUCCAUGCUCUUUCCUGCUUCGCAUUCCCUCCAUGCUCUUUCCUGCUCCUCUACAAAGUCCUUCAAUCACCACACAGCUAGUGGAGCAUCAAACAGCAGUGAUCAAUUGACCUGAAAAAAACCCAUUUCCUUCAGUGGGCACCACAAACUGGUUGGCUGUGCAACAAAACCAUGAGAGGAGAUGGUCUCAGUCUCAGGGCCCUUUGUUUUUCUUUUUUAAGUUUUGAGAAAUAGCAAAAAUCCGUAUGGCACCGUAAGAAUAAGGAAUACCUUUCAGUUCUUUGCAAGUGUUCACUUUCUGCCUGCUGACAUACUCUGCUCAAGGUUUCCUUAGGUACAGCAUCUCUCUUGGUGGUAUGCACAGGGAAGUGUCAUGACAGCAGUAGGAAGAGACUGACUGCUCAGCUUCACUGCAAGGAUUGCUGGAAGGAGCCAUCUGCUCACUGAUCCCUAGCUGUAGUUUCUCUCCAGCAAGCACCUUUUGCUGCCUUCCCACACGCUGCCUUAACACUGAUCAAAUUACUGUUUCUUGCUGCUGGAAGAGUUUGUCUUUCUCUUUCAUGGGAUUUUUUUUUUUUUUUAAAAAAACCAGAACUGUACGGGUAGUAGUGGUGAAGUACUGACCUGGCAUUCUUGGAAUUGUUCCUAUUUCCAUGGACCAUCUCUGGCAUGCUAAUAAAGUGCCCUGUUGCAGAUACACUGAAUCUAUUAAUUACUGAUAGAGUGAUUGUUAUUUAUUUGAAAAGCAAUAUACUGUACAUACCUAAUUUCCACACAUUAUUCAUAAUUUUUCCCUCAUGAAAGUAAGUGUGCUGGCAGCUGAUUGACUGUACAGCUUAUACAUACAACUGGCAAAAAGUUGGACGGGCCUUGCCUAAAAACAUCCCACCUACCUGAAUGAGCAGGAAGCUUAUUCUAGUCUGAAGUCAGCUGUCAAAGGCUUGUUCAUCCCUUCAAAACCUUUUUACUGUUUUUCUUCCUUAACGUGACUUAGCAGGUCAUUGUGUGCUUCAUUUUUGACACUCCAAGCCUAAAUCAAGCUUAUCUCUCUCUUCAAUAUGCUUUUGUAUCGACUGUUCUACAGUUCAUCUGAAUGCUGUUUGUACCCUCAAUAUUUGUCUGAGAGAGUGCCACUAAUGUGUAGAGUAGUUGAACAACUCAUAUUUCUGUGCCUGGACAGAGUACUAUCAUCUUGAGUAUCAUGUUGACUCCCCUGGAAAAAAACAGUACUGCACUGGCUGCAACUGUGCAUCACAUUUUACAGGCUUGGAAACUGCACCAAGAGUCUUUCCCAGCCACUUCUAAGUUGAACACGGACAGUACAUGUGCAAGUAAACUCAUUACAGUCUGAGCUAACAUUUUUUCAACUGUCCUGCAAAGUUUUCUAGUUAGGAAGUAAUAUCCAUUUUCACCUGUCAGUUUGUAGCGGUAUGGAAUAGAGGAAUUAUUUUUGCAGCUGUGGGCCAAGCCAGAUUUCUGGAAGUGCAUCUUCCCUUGUUCUACAUGCAGGCCUAGUGAGACAGCUCGAGAAAUAAGAUAGAGAAAAGGCUGCCAACUUUCCAGUACUAUAGGAAAAGCCCCAGGCCAUUUCUUCCUUUUAAACAACAGCUGCUGCUACAGUCAGCAGACACUGCACAGUCUUCCAUUUUACCAGGCUACUUAACGAUGCUGGCCCUCUCCCUGGCUGUGUGGGCUCAGCAACAUACCUAAAGAAAGAGCUGUGUUGAGGGACCAGAGCUCCUCUAAUCCCCUUGGAAGGACAAGUUUGCAAAAAACGAGACAUGAGACUGACAGCAGCUCUGCAAACCAGAAGCUGGUAAUAUCCUGUUAAUCACAGUGUGUUUGUGCACCCAUAUAAUACAGUCCCAAAAUGAUCCUGAGCAGAGUUGGCUUUAGUAUUCAUUAAAAAAAACCUACCAAAAAAGGAGUUAUGUUUAUAGUUGCAAUAUCAAAACAUAACUUUAUAUCCUUAAGUUAUGGUGACUGUUAGCAUGUGUGGUACAGCAUGCUUCAAUAAACAGCAGUUGAUUCUAGGGAGGAACAAGGAAGCUGAUUUAAAAUAAUUUCUCUCCUCCGAAACAGUAAGUGUGUUGUCUUGCAUUGCUGAGCUGUGGGCUUGUUUAAAAUUGGGCAUGUGUUUUACAAAAGGGUCUUAGUCAUUCUCUGACAGCUGAUACGAAGCAAAGGCUGCUUGGUAAAGGAAACCUAUUAAAAACAUCUUCAGGGACUUUGCAAUGAUUACGGAAAGCUGUCAGUAUAAAGUGGUAUUUUUACUGAGUGCUGAGAUAGAAAACCUUUACAGUUCUGUACUUUAUAAAUAGUAUUCCUGGAAAAAUGGAUCUGGGUGUUAAAAAUCAUGAUGCUUGAUUGAUUGUAAAUUUGAAUUAUCUAUUCUUACCUGGUAUUAAACU